AUGGUGAAAGGAGGAAGGGGAAGAGGACGAGAAGGUGUGGGAAAUGGCCAUCGCUUUGGAAAGUGGCUGAGUUGUGGACCGAGCCUCCGUCCAAGCUUCACCAGUCACGAACGAACAACAGCAUUCCUUGACAUUCAACUUCCUCACGACAUCACCAUGGCGCCAAGCCCACCGCUUCAGCAGUUCGAUGGGCUCGAGUUGCCGGCCGCAGCGGACAUGCAUGUGCAUCUGCGGGAUGGAGAGAUGACAGAGCUGGUAGUACCCACGAUCCGCCAGGGCGGCGUGAAUACGGUCAUGGUCAUGCCAAACCUCGUGCCCCCGAUCACAACGGUGAAGCAUGCGCUCGAGUAUCAGAAGCGACUACAAGCGCUGGAAUCAGACGUCAAAUUCCUCAUGUCGCUGUAUCUCCACCCCAACAUCAGCCCAGAGACUGUCAGGGAAGCCAAGCGAGCGGGGAUCCUCAACAUCAAGUCCUACCCUCAUGGUGUGACGACGAACUCCUCCCACGGUGUCAUGUCGUAUGAAGAGUUCUACCCAGUAUUCGAGGAGAUGGCACGCCAGGACAUGAUCCUGAACCUGCACGGCGAGCUACCUCCAUCAGCAGGCCCCGACAUCACCGUUCUGAACGCCGAGGAAGCCUUCUUGCCAACACUGAUCGACCUGCACCAACGCUUCCCGAACUUGCGCAUCAUCCUCGAGCAUUGUACCUCUGCCGCUGCCAUCAAAGCAGUCAAGUCCUGCGGUAACAAGGUUGCGGCUACGAUCACCGCGCACCACAUGUUCAUCACGGUUGAUGAUUGGGCCGGCGACCCGCACUGCUUCUGCAAGCCAGUCGCGAAGAACCCAUCAGACCGACGAGCUUUGCUCGAGACUGCCAUUAGCGGUGAUCCCAAGUUCUUCCUUGGCACUGACUCCGCGCCACACCCGGCCACAUCCAAACGAGCAGACAAGGUCGCCGCUGGUGUCUUCACACAGCCUCACGCGGUUGGCCUUGUGCUGAGCGCUCUGCAACAGGGCUGUGAGCUCGGCGUACUCAAAGAAGAGCAGGUGACCAAAGAAGCGCUGGAAGGCUUUCUCUCAAAGUUCGGCCGUGAGUUCUACGAAGUCGCUGAUGAGAAGCACGAGACCAUUGUGCUGGGUCAGAACACGCAAGCGAUUGCAGAAUUACUGCACAGCGAGAGCAGCGGCAUCGAAGUUGUUCCAUUCCGUAGAGGCAAGAUGACCUGGGCGACUACCUGGAAGUAG
Fulvia fulva is the source of this 1245-nucleotide messenger RNA. RefSeq names its product putative dihydroorotase. Gene Ontology annotation, molecular function: dihydroorotase activity. Lineage: Eukaryota; Fungi; Ascomycota; Dothideomycetes; Mycosphaerellales; Mycosphaerellaceae. The coding region runs from base 1 to 1245 and encodes 414 amino acids. The transcript is spliced from 3 exons. Gene Ontology annotation, biological process: 'de novo' pyrimidine nucleobase biosynthetic process; pyrimidine nucleotide biosynthetic process. The record is from RefSeq and is a predicted model, not a curated record. Gene Ontology annotation, cellular component: cytoplasm.